This is a messenger RNA of Macrobrachium nipponense, 5946 nucleotides long. RefSeq names its product zinc finger protein ush-like. The transcript has 6 exons. Gene Ontology annotation, biological process: positive regulation of transcription by RNA polymerase II; heart development; negative regulation of transcription by RNA polymerase II. Gene Ontology annotation, cellular component: nucleus. Lineage: Eukaryota; Metazoa; Arthropoda; Malacostraca; Decapoda; Palaemonidae. The coding region runs from base 503 to 3997 and encodes 1164 amino acids. Gene Ontology annotation, molecular function: RNA polymerase II-specific DNA-binding transcription factor binding. The record is from RefSeq and is a predicted model, not a curated record.
CUCACACAGUAGCCAAGAAGGCAGAUAGAUGAUGGCCAGCCUAGCUGCCGUGCGCUGGGAUCCCCUGUGCUGUGCUGUGCUGGUUUUGCACCGAAGAUUGGCGCAGUGCUGCUCCGUCCGUCGUCGGUGGAGUGAGUGACUGAGGACGUCGCCGCGUUUUUCUGUCAUUGGUCCUCCUCCUCCUCCUCCUCCUCCUCCUCAGGUCUCCUGCUUCAGUAGCGGUGUAGAGAGGGAGAGAGAGAUCCUCGGCGCGAAGAGCGUGGUUGUGGGAUUGUUUUUGUUUUGACACUGUUGGAAGGUGCGUUAGAGUUUUGUGACAAGUUUUUUCUAUUACCGUUGCGUUCCUGCUUUAGUAUUAUUUCUUUUAAAUAGUUAUUUCAAUAGUGGCUGACUCUCCUGAGUGCAUUUGUUGUCAUUGUGACUUCUCAUAUAUAUAUAUUUUCAUGGUGGAGAAAGUGCUGGCGAAUAGUUUGUCAAAGGCUCGACAUUCUUGAGUGUUUACAUGAGAGGAGAUGACGAGUGGGAGAGCGAUGGCGAAAAGUCUCCCAGUGACCUAGUCACCUCGCCGCAUUCUGACCACUCAGCUUGUGUGGACCGCGUGACGUCAUCACCGUUGUCCAACCUCUCUCUAGAAAACUGCGCUGACAGGGAGAGUACGACAGCGGCAGCGGCGGCGGCGGCGACAACGACGAGGAAAGCCAGCGAAUCGUCUUCAGGAGCCACAAGUCCAGUUGAUAGAGAACUCAGGGAAACUGUAGACACCACCGUCAAGAGCCUUGCUGAGAGGUUGUCUGUGUCGGGUGCCGAAAGUGAGGGCUCCUGUCUUCCACCACAGGCCGCUUCUAGCACUGCUACCACCACUGCGUCUAGCUUGAAGUCCCAUCCUUCUUCGCCCACAAGUACAUCAUCUGUUAAGUUAAAGCCAAGAAACGAAUCCUUAUCACCAAACCCCAUGCUGAGUGGCAGCGAAGUCAUCAUGAAGGAGGAGACGAGCACGCCAUCCCCACCCAUUCUCGCCCCGACCACCCCGAGAGGUCCUUCGUCUCCAACGCUGAGCAGCAGUGAGGUGGAAGCCGCCAGGCAACAGAUUUCUAACAUGAUCCAAGGAUUGCCCAUUCUUUCGAUGCUACCUGCUCUUCAUCGGUUAGCUCCUGCAGUUGUGAGUCUUGCCUCUGGCCUCGGAAAUAUCACAACCAGCACCUCGGCAAGCAGCGGUGGAGCGAGCACCAGCGGUAUUCUGUGCGUCUGUGGCAUUAGGUUUAGCAGUGCCACUAACCUUGAGGCUCACCGCAUGUUCUAUUGCACGCAUCGACCUACUCAGAGUGAUGAUGUUGGCAGUAAAGAGGCUAGAACAUCUCCUUCUGUGAGUCCACGUGGAGAAGGUGGUGGUGGAAAUGGUGGUGAUGAAGAGGAUGGUGGUCGAAUAUUAAGGUGUCCUCACUGUUCUUAUACAACAACACAUAAAUUGAGCCUUAAUGGUCACAUGAACAUACAUACAAGUCCAGAAGAAGUGGUGAAGUCUAACAGUAGUCCCCAGUCAGGUUCUGUGUCAAGCAUCCCACAAGCCUCUGGUGAAACGAGAGCUACAGACAGGUAUUGCGGCGACUGUGAUAUACAAUUCUCUUCGGUCAAGAACUACCGUGUGCAUAAAGCACAUUACUGUCAGACACGACACGUACUCAAAGGGGGUAACAAAAGCCCUGUUCGUGAAGAUGUUGGAGCUAGCGCUUCAGCAUCAACACUUGCUGGAUUGGUUAAUGCUGCAGCAGGAAGUGGUCAGCCAAUCUUAGCACUGCCCACAAAUCCAAUUUUAUUAGUACCCUACUCACUGGUGGCCGGGGCACAGCUGCUGCCUCCACAUGUUCUUCCACAAGCCGGAGCAGCUGUUGUGCUUCCUAAUGGUCAGGUUCAGCCUCUAUCUCCUGGACCAUUGCCUGGACCAGCACCUCCACCUCUUCUGUCUCCUGUUUCUGCUACCACUGCUGGGCGAGGAACUUCUCCUGCUGGUCAUAAUCAUCCGCCACAGACUUCACCUCAGUCAAAGUCUGUUUCUCCUCCUAAACAGGGUUCCAAAGAUGAAGCAUCAAAACACAAAUCAAACAGUGGGGAAAUCUUGGGGAAGAGACGUGGAGAAGGAGAAUGUCCACUUGAUCUCACAACUAAAAGGCCAAAAUUGAUAGUCAAGACUGAUCUUUUAAGUGAUGAAGAAAAAGAAAACCGAGAGGUGAAUACACCAACACCAGCUAAAUCUCCAGUUCCCAAAUCCCGGCCUGGAUCAUCUCAUGGAGCAGGAGAAUUUGAAGGGAAGCUGUUGGCAUCCCCACCAAGACCUUCCCCAUCAAGUGAGGGAGAAGGGCAGUCUAAUCCACGCUCACCUCGCCCAGGAUCUGCAGCCCCAACUCUUGGCUCACCUCGGGGCUUAGCUGAAUCUCCAACAAGACCCUCAACUUCAAUGCGCUCACCAGGACAGCACACUCAAAUUCAGGGGGGUAUUCCACAAUUACCACCUGGUUUUCCUAACAUUUUAGCUGGUUUAGGUUUAGAAGGCUUAAGUGGUUUAUCACUUGCAAGUCUUCAGAGUUUGCAAGGUGUCCCUCCAGAUUUAGCAUUGAAAUUACUUAGUCCUGAUUUGCUCAUGAAUGGCUUGGCACCAAUAGUGAAUCCUCCAGUUAUUGUUAAACAAGGUGAAGCUAAGUGCAAUGAAUGUAAUAUUGUAUUUUAUAAGGAAGAGAGUUUGCAGGUCCAUAAAAAACAUUAUUGUGCAGCACGUUCUACAGGUAAAAGUGAGGACGAUCGUCAUUCAAAUGGUAGCAGAAGUCCAGCUGUGGCCAAUGAUGUGAAUGCUGGUCCAUCAAGGAGAUCACCUUCAGCCUUACCAGAAGUAUCCCCAGUACCUAAUACCAGUGCUUCUGUAAGUGUCAGUAAGGAUGCUGCAAAACCAAGCAAACCUUUAUUGCAGUUCAUAUGCUCUGCUUGUGGUAUCAAAUUUACUUCACCAGACAACUUGGCUGCACAUCAAACAUACUAUUGUCCCAAACGUGAGGGGGCAUCUAAUGAAGAAGGAGUUACUAAAGGCCUCUGGAGGUGUCCAAGGUGUCGCUGUGCCAUGCCAGAAACAUUACAAGCUGCUCAUCAGUGUGUAACACCAUCUCCUGCACCUUCUCAUGGGUGGAAAUGUCCUUGUUGUCCUGUUAUUUCACCUACAGCUGCUGCCGCACAAAAGCACCUUGAAACUCAUGCAGGAAUAAAAGCGUUCCGUUGUACAAUAUGUGGCUACCGUGGAAAUACUUUACGAGGAAUGCGCACACACAUUAGAAUGCAUUUUGAAAAACGCACCAAUGACCUCCAAGAAGAAAAUUUCAUUGCAUGUAUUCUGGAGGAUGAUGAUGGCAGUUGUAGAGCUGCCGAAGCUAGAGGGGUUGCAGAUUUGCCAAGGGUUAUUUUAGAAAAUCCAACUCUCUCUGCCCUUCUCGCAGAGGGAGCUGCUGCUGAUCGUGCAGAACAGCCCCUUUCUUGUCAUUUCUGUCCCUUUGUAACUCCAUUCCGAAGUAAUCUGGCAAGACACCUGGCACUGGCACAUAAAGUAGGAUUUGAUGCAAAGUUAACGCAAGAUUUGCAAGCUCUUUUGGAGAACCGAGUUCGAAACGCUGCAGAAGCGCCUGCUGUAGAAAGUGAACCACAAAACCCUACCGAAAAUGGCAACCCUGUUAGUCCACCUCCAUUACCUCCUAUCAAAUUAGAACCAGAAGUUAAACUUGAAGUAGAGGACAGUGAUGACAAAGGGAGAUCAGGACCAGCGCUUUCACGUUCACCUGUUGAAGACAUUAAAAGUGAAAUUUCAGAAAGUGCAUCAUCCAACAACAAUGGCAGAGAUACUCCAAGGCAUUGCAAAGCUUGUAACAUAACUUUCUCAUACCUUGAAUCCUUUUUAGCGCACAAAAGAUUUUAUUGUACAAAGCCCGAGUCUAGCACACCACCUGAAACUGCUGUUCAGUGACCAUAAAAUAAAAUACUACUUACUACAGUACUCGUGAAUUCACUCCCAGUUGUUAUUUAACAGUGGACAGACAGUGCUGCUUCCUAAUGAAUUAACUUAUUCAAAUCAUGCUAAGCUUUAGAUGUACAUAUACUUGGCCUGGUGGUGACAAAUUGCCAUAUCACCUGUAUAUACUGACUGACCAUUAGGCCAUACUCUACUAACGUGCUAGUUAAUAGAUAUCUGAAAAUCAGAUAACAAAAGAUAUUGAUAUAUGAAAUAAUUAUUUAUAUAUAUAUAUAUGUUUUAUAGUCAAUGGCUGUUUAUUGAGCAAUUAGACUCUAAUAUUGAAAUUUUCUCUUGCAUAAAGAGUAUAUGUGAACUGUAAGGUACUGUACUUAAGUUGUGCAAUAAGGUGCAUUAUCUAACAAGUUUCAUUUGCAUGUACUUCCCCAUGGAAACCACAUCUUUUCACGUGGAUAGAACCAAAAGUUCAGGUGCGAACCCAUGUGUUUCUUAAUUUGCUAGAGGUCUUGAGUUUAAAGGUGGAACUACAGUGCUUUAAAAAGUCACUUACAAUCAAACCUGUGAGGAACUGGUGGUUAAGAUAAAUGUCAAGAGAUAUCUAGUCGUGUUCCUUAUGCCAUCUGUGGGGGUUUCACAACCCCUAUACAAUGUACCAUUUGUUGUGAAAUUUACCAGUAUGUAUUUUACAAAUGAACUUGGACAAAAAUCCAAAUUUACAUUUGUUUCUCAAAGAAUUACCUUCUGCAGUCCAAUUUAAAUAUUUAAUCUGUAUUGUAUGCUAUGUUUACUAUAAAAUUACUCUUUAAAAUAUACUAAAAUUCUAUUUUUAAUUAAGAUCCAAUACCAUAUACACUUUUUAAAUAUAUUUUCCUCGUUUUGUUCGCAAUCAUUACAUGAACUAAUUCCCUCUUACUUUUGUUUAUGUGGUAGAGAGGACAAACUGUGUUCACUAAAUGUCUUUCUAAAUCAAACCUGGGAAACUGAAAUGCAGGACCAAACCAUGAACUAUUCAUGUGAUUGUGUGCAAUCAAGUGACAUGUACGUAUACAUUAUUACUGUCUUGUAUAUGUUCCCUGUAUGUGUGUAUGUAUGCUGCUUGGAAUUGAUUCCUAGAGCCUUAAAAAUUUCAAAGUUGAGGACUUUUAAGACAUUAAAAAUAGAGACUGUAAGAGAGCAGAUCAGUACUGUAUUUGGUAAUACAUACUACUAUAGACAUGUAAAAACUAGAGGCCAAUCCUAUUUAAUUUGCUUUAUAUCAUGCACACAGUCCAGAUGCUAAAGUUACUGUUAAUGUCAGUGUCUCAAUUGUGCCAAAAUAGUAAUUCAUUAUUUAACAACUGUUUGGCCACUUCCAUCACCAGAUAAGAAAGGCAGGACAGGAAAGUUCCUGUUAAAUUAAAAAUAAAAAUGCUGCUCUAAAUAAUCUUAUUAAACAAUGAAUGUAACAAAUAUGAAUACAUAUUAUACAAGUGAAUGAAAUAGGUAUUAAAGUUUUUAUAUGUGUACUUAGCCAUUCGUUAACAAACGUACAGAUUUAUGCUGGAACUGUCGUUAUCCAUUGUAAGAUAAAGAACGGAGCAGUCAGUUAUAGAAAAAGAUAAAAGGGUCCAAUUUAUUUAUCGCUUUGCCUUUCAUAAGUUUUGAUACUGCAUUGGGUUAUUCAGUGUAGCCUUGGAAACUAUGUCAGUCCCUUGUAUAUGUAAACUAAAAAAAGAGGUCAACUUUGUUAUUAUACCAGUAAUAAGCAAUCUCACAAUUCUGAUAUUUACCCCAAAACAAUUUACAACUUUUAUGAAGACUGGAAAAAUUUGUAUUUGGUGAGGAAGUCUGCCAACCUAUAUGUACUACAAUUCCCUGUGUACCUUUAUCCCAUGUACUGUAUGUACUUUAUUCUCCUAUCUUUGUGUACUAUAGUCUUAUGAAGUAAAAACGAUGUCUGUUUA